AUGGAGCUUGUAAAGGCUCUGCACUACAGUCCAACCUCUGCCCUUGCUCAAGCUUACUGCCCCUCUUCCAGAAUCAACUCAUCUUGCUUCAGCCCAUCAUUAUUCUUUAGCCCAUCAUUAUUCAACCUUGCACUUGCACCAGCCUUCCCUUUCCUUUUAUACACAAUUCUGAUCGCAGGCCUAACAGAAUACAAUCAGCUAUCCUGGUGCGCUUUCUGUAGGGAUCGGUUUUUUUACCAAGAUCUUACUGGUGAAUAA
Messenger RNA from Dovyalis caffra, 258 nucleotides. The record is from the annotation of a GenBank genome assembly. NCBI's taxonomy places the organism in Eukaryota, Viridiplantae, Streptophyta, Magnoliopsida, Malpighiales, Salicaceae.